AUGUCGUGGUUCGGCACCAAAUAUGUCCGCAAAUUCAUAAAUAAUAAAGAAUAUUUGCCAUCAUUGAAAAAGGCUGUCCUCAUCACUGGUACCGACAAAGACUUGGGUCAUGACGUUGCCGUCAAAUUGAAUGAUCAGGGAUACCGAGUCUAUGCCACUGUUAUGGAUCACAAAAGUCCAGCCGCAGAGAAACUCGUCAAUGACUCGCGAUUUGUCUCACUUAUGAAUAUUAAGGAAAUGGAUGUCACGAACGAGACUGAAGUGAACAAAGUGGCCAAAGAGGUGACAGAGGAACUGGAGGCUAAUGGCGAGCAGUUGUGGGCUGUGAUCAAUGCGGCAGAAGUGCAAGAGUUCGGUCACUUUGAUUGGUCUCAAUUCGAGUUGUAUGAGAAGAUCUUUGAUGUGAACACCUUUGGUACGGUUCGGGUGGUCCGGGCUUUCCUACCACUCCUCCGACAAUCCAAAGGUCGUAUUGUGAACAUUGAGAGCAUAGCGGGCAGACUAACCCUCCCUAAGCUGACGGCCUAUUGUAUGACAAAACAUGCGAACCUGGCGUUUGCCGAUGCGCUCAGACGUGAG
Messenger RNA from Oppiella nova, 579 nucleotides. The record is from the annotation of a GenBank genome assembly. Lineage: Eukaryota; Metazoa; Arthropoda; Arachnida; Sarcoptiformes; Oppiidae.